AUGCAAAACCCACCACCACCUCCUCCAGCCGGUUCAGCCUCUGAUGCAUUCUCGCAGAUGCCAGUCAAGGUGAUCCCAGGACAGACAUCAUCAGCAACUCCUGGCGCUUACCCACCACCCCCAGCGCCAGGCCAACAAGGUUUGUAUCAACCCCCCGCCGCCGGAGGCUAUCCUCCUGCCGCUGGAGGCUAUCCCGCUCCCGGACAACAACAACCAGGUGCUUACCAGCCAGGUUACUACCAAGCAGGUCAACAGGGCGCAUACCCACCACCACCAGCUCAAGGUCAGCCAGGUGCAUACCCACCACCACCUCCAGGUCAGCAAGGCGCAUACCCUCCACCACCCGCUCCAGGUCAGCCAGGAGCCUAUCCACCACAGCAGCCAGGUCAGCCAGGCGCCUACCCUCCACAACAGCCAGGUCAGCCAGGCGCAUACCCACCACAGCAGCCAGGCCAGCCAGGCGCUUAUCCACCACAACAGCCAGCCAGGUCAGCCAGGCGCCUACCCACAAGAGCCUAUCCAACACCUGGCGCUGCUAAGCCACCAGGAGCGUACCCACCUGCUCCAGGUCAGCCCGGUGCAUACCCACCCGGUCAGCCAGGUCAGCCAGGAGCUUACCCACCAGGUCAGCCAGGCCAGCCAGGCGCCUAUCCACAGCAGCCAGGUCAGCCAGGAGCUUACCCUCCAGGUCAGCCAGGCCAGCCAGGAGCAUACCCUCCUGGUCAGCCAGGUCAGCCAGGAGCUUACCCACCAGGUCAGCCAGGCCAGCCAGGAGCUUAUCCAGGUCAGCCCGGCGCAUACCCUCCAGGACAGCCAGGAGCAUAUCCUCCAGGUCAGCCAGGAGCAUACCCAGCCGGUGCCUAUCCAGCUGGAGCUAAGCCACCAGCAGGCGCAUACCCACCAACUGGAGCUCCAGGUGCUUACCCACCAGGUGCCCCAGGUGCCUACCCAGCCGGUGCUCCAGGUGCUCCAGGCGCAUACCCAGCCGGUGCUCCAGGUGCCUACCCAGCAGGCGCUCCAGGUGCUUACCCACCAGGUGCUCCAGGUGCUUACCCAGCAGGUGCCCCAGGUGCAUACCCAGCAGGUGCUCCAGGCGCUUACCCAGCCGGUGCUCCAGGAGCUUACCCAGCAGGUGCUCCAGGUGCUUAUCCAGCAGGUGCCCCAGGUGCUUACCCACCAGGAGCUUACCCAGCAGGUGCCCCAGGCGCAUACCCACCAGGUGCUGGCUAUCCAGCAGCAGGUGGCUACCCACCCGCCGUCGGAGGCUAUCCAGGCGGUUACCCCGCUGCCGGCGGCUACGGCGCUGCUCAGUCGGCCGUCUACGUUCGCCCAACGUACUCAUACUCCACACCAUACUCUAGAACUGCCGCCUUCAUUCUGCCGGUCGGCCUGCCCUCCAACCUGCACGCCAAGUUCAUGCAGGCUUCCGCUGCCUUCCGUAUCCACGACUCCAACUGCAAUGGACGUUUGAACAAGAAGGAGUUCAAGCACGUCCUCAAGCAUCUAGGUUACCACAUGUACAAGGGACAGGUCAAGAUGUUGUUCUACCAAAUCGAUUCCAACUGCUCUGGCAGCAUCGAUGAGAGAGAGUUCUGCGAGUGGUACGUCACACACGUUCCAUCCUAUGGAUAUUAA
Molecule: messenger RNA, 1635 nt
Organism: Acytostelium subglobosum LB1
Lineage: Eukaryota; Evosea; Eumycetozoa; Acytosteliales; Acytosteliaceae
Exons: 2
Coding region: 1-1635 (544 amino acids)
Molecular function (GO): calcium ion binding
Source: RefSeq, a predicted model, not a curated record